AUGAUUUCACUUAGUAAUGCCAAAGCAACCACAUUUUGUUCGGAUGUUCGAGCAAUGCUUUUAUUUAAUCGAGCUCAUUUUACUCGUAUCUAUCCUGAUUUUUCAAGAAGAUCAUGGAGUUCAUAUAAUUUUGAACCUAUUCCAUAUUGGUUUACUGGUUGCCAAUUAGUAGCACUCAAUUUUCAAACGCCUGAUCGUCCAAUGCAUAUUAAUGCUGGUCGAUUCGCAGCUAAUGGGGGUUGUGGUUAUGUUCUUAUGCCAAAUUAUAUGCGUUCAUUUUAUGCAAAUACAUCAAAAAUAGAUACAAAAGCAGUUGUAUUAAAAAUUCGUGUUCUAGCUGUUCGAAAUUUACGUGCAAAUCAAUCAAAAAGUAUUUCGAAAGUACAAGUUAAAGCAACAAUUGUUAACAGACAAAAACUUCCUGGAAAUCAAACUUGUUCAACAAUAAUUAAUGGUCCGUGUGGUAUUUGGGAUUCAAAACAAUCAUCAAAAAAUUCUGAUCAACUUCAUACAUAUCAUCGUCUUCAGUCAGAUGAUGGUGAUGUUGAUCUCUUAUAUUUUGAAGUAUUGACUGAUAAUGAAGAAUUUUGUGGACAAUCAACUAUUCCAUUAUCAUCAUUGAGAUCAGGCAUUCGAUCUGUACAAUUAUAUGAUAAAUUUAAUGAAUAUUUAGAUAUGAGUGCUCUUCUUGUUGAUCUUAUUUUUAAAGCUGGUAUUUUAUUUUUCAAUAUAUUUUAA
Molecule: messenger RNA, 738 nt
Organism: Rotaria sp. Silwood2
Lineage: Eukaryota; Metazoa; Rotifera; Eurotatoria; Philodinida; Philodinidae
Source: the annotation of a GenBank genome assembly